Messenger RNA from Nicrophorus vespilloides, 2894 nucleotides. RefSeq names its product bromodomain-containing protein 8-like. Gene Ontology annotation, molecular function: protein binding. Bases 154 to 2700 code for a protein of 848 amino acids. The record is from RefSeq and is a predicted model, not a curated record. Gene Ontology annotation, cellular component: NuA4 histone acetyltransferase complex. The transcript is spliced from 2 exons. Lineage: Eukaryota; Metazoa; Arthropoda; Insecta; Coleoptera; Silphidae.
AGAACAUUAAACAAAAUAAACAAUAUUAAAUAUAUUGAAUUUUAUGUUGAUAAACGAAAAUAUAAAAGGAAUUUUAUUGUGUCUGUAUAUCUACGCCUAUAAACUUAAGUUAUUCACGAUUUAAGUGAAAUACACUGAUCCUAACCUCCAAAUAUGGCAUCAAUACAGGAGCGACUACAGAGAAUACGUGAACCUCUUGAUAAAUGGUCUACCAGGGAACAACUAUGCUUAGCCUUUGCAGUCGCCAGGGCAGGUGAUCAAAACUGGAUGUCUGUGAGCAGAUCUCUGAAACCUUUUGGUGAACCGAGCAGACCAACGGAUUGGUUCCAUCAGAAGAAUUGUGCAGCCCAGUAUGGCGCACUAUUGGAAAACGUUGAGACUCCUAAACGUAAAAAGCGCACAUCAGGGGCAGAAACCCCCAUAGAGACGGCAGGUGAAAAUAUUUUGAGGAGAUUAAUGACUGAACGGAAAUCAGAAUUGAAAAAGUUAUUAGAAGAAGAGAAAUCUGAAUAUUUAAAAUUACAAGAGGAAAUGGCAAUUUUAAAAUCAGGUACUUUGACUGAAGAACAAUUGGAUGUAAUGUGUAAACAAAUAGAUGAAGAGGAGCAACAGAAAGAGAAAGAGUCUUUGGCUCAUUCUCAAUGGUUAAAGGAGCGCGAGUUGCGUAAACAAGAAAUCGAGAGGACAUGGAGACCUGCAGUGAAGAUCCAAAGUCCUGCAACUGGAGUAAAAAGAAAAGUUUCAGAAAGUUUUGAUCAAGUUGAAGUGGAGCAUGUGGAAGAAAGACCUGCACCACAGACGCCCACACAAAUGACGGAACCACCAAAACCAGCAUUAUCACCGCUGCUGACAAGUCUACUUAAAUCUCCAUCACAUGCUCAAAAUGCUACCUCUAUAUUGCAUUCAGCUAUUACAAAUCACAGACCUAUCAAUUCAAAUACCAAUCCAACUAUAGCCAGUUUAUUAAAUUGUUCAGCAUCUGUUCCUGUUUCCCCUGGAAUCCAGCAGUUGGUAACCACUGCAAUAUCACAAGAACCUCAAAUAACUACCUCUUCUGUAAAGGAUACCAUUUCAGAUUUAUUGGAUGAAACCGAUCAAUUACCUAAUCUUAAAGUAGAAGAUCUAGAAAGUACAAUACUCUCAGGAGAUGAUCCAUUGCCUGAAAUAAAAAACGAGGAAGUUGAUGUUAUCAUUUCGGAUCUGAUAGAAAACGCAGAUAUAGUAACGGACCCCGAACAACAUCUAUUAGAAGGAAAUGAUGACAUAAUAACGCAUUUGGAAAAUGAGCUUGAAGAGCUGGUCAACAAAGAGAAGGCGGCGGUGGCUGAAGCAGCAGCCAAAGCCGAAAGUAUUUCAGCUGAAAAACUGUUAAAGGAAAAGGAACUUCCACAAAUCGAUCCGUUUGAAUUUCAAGAGGAUCCAGUAAUUUACGAGCCAACGAAGCAGUCCAGUAUAAAGCAGAUUAUUCAAACAGCGAAGAUCGAUGAAAUAAUAGAUACAUCGGAGCAGGAAAAUUCGCAAAUAUUGCAUGAAACUGAAAUUAAAAAAGAGCAGAGCGAAGAGUCGAAAACUGAGAGUCCAGAGGAGAACGUUCCUGGUAGCGUGGAAAUAGUUGAAGUUGUCGUUAUGGAGGACGAGGAAAUUGGCAAAAAAUUUAAUAAAUCACAAAUUGAUGAAAAUAUUGUUUAUAACAGUAAGAUUAUUGAUGAUGAAAAACUCAGUGUUAAAGAUGAACCAACUGAAUCUUCUGAGGAGGAAAAAACUAUUAAGGAUGAUAUAUUGUCUGAGGCUACAUCAGAAUCGUUGGAUAUGGAAAUUAAACAAGAAUCAUCUGAUGGAAAUAAGGAUACUACUAAUGAUGAGGAUGAGACGUUAUCUAGACGAAAUACGUUUACUCCAGAAUAUUCAGACAUAUUCGACGAUAUGAACAUUGAGGUUACCAAGAUUGAUAAGACGGGGAAAGCAAAACGCGAUUAUUCUAGAACGAAAAAAAAGGAGGAUACAGACUUCGACAUACUUUUGGCUGUUGAGCAAGCUGCGAAUUUGGAGGAAGAUAGUUUGUCAGAGAAAGAAGAUGACAAGAAAUCAAUUGAUUUGUUGAAAGGAAAAUUGAAGAUCGAUAAUGAUCGUUCAAAUAGUCCUUGGACCGAGGAGGAAGAGAAUUCUGGUAUGAGAACUAGGAGGAGGUAUUCAACUCCGGCCACGCCUAGCGAUUCUGUACCAAAUUCCCCAGCAUCCAGCACUGCGUAUGUGGAGGAUGACAGGGACUAUAAGAAUUGGAAAAAGUCUAUUAUGUUGGUCUACAGUAGGCUCGCAACGCACAAGUAUUCGUCUUUGUUUUCAAAACCUAUAACCAAUGAACAAGCGCCCGGCUACCACAAUGUUGUCAAGCGUCCCAUGGAUUUCCAAACACUGAGAAAGAACAUCGAGAGCGGAACCAUCAGAUCUACUACAGAGUUUCAAAGGGACGUGUUGCUAAUGUUCAACAACGCCAUAAUGUACAAUAAGACAAAUGAUACAGUAUACAAAAUGGCAUUGGAAAUGCAGCAGGAGGGAAUGGAGCAAAUCAGGAUUCUGCUGCAAGUCCAAGCUGAAACAGUGCCUUCGAGGCGCGAAACCCGUCUGAGCGAAGGUCCUAGCAGUAAGCGUAAGCGAGGAAAUGAGGAUAAUACGAGGAACAAAAAGAAAAAGGAUGAAUGAGAAUUACUGAUGUUUGAAAACCAUUUGUUAAUACCGUGGUAUUAACAUUUGGUUUUCUUCUGUAUAUUUUUUAAACGCGUUUCGUUGUAGAUAACGUUUGUACAAAUUGUACUUUUCUUAUAUAACUUUAUAAUAAAUGAACAUAUUUUUCUUAAGCUACUGAUACAAAAUGAUGAUUGUAGUGCCUAAAAAUU